UCUAGCUCAAUUGCAGCGCUCCCUUCUAAUUUCGGGCGCAGCGAGCCCCUGUCUUGAUCUGGUGCGGAGAUGAUCGCGUUAUCGCGUUAGACCACCCACCGAGAGCCCGGCCACUGGUUGAACACAGCGAGUUCAAAGGUUCAUGCGAGAAUUAACCAAUUUAAUAAGUUAUUGCCAGUCUUAUAGGCAGAUUAAAUAGUAGAUAGAGAAGCCUCUCCACGGACCUCCAGAGAACUCGUAGCGAUUAUAAGCAAGCAUUUCCUUUUAAUGUCCAUUGGCUGUGAGGAAGUUACCCACUACCCUGGAGUGUGUGUGUGUGUGUGUGUGUGUGUGUGUGUGUGUGUGUUUUAGUUUGCUCUCACUGCUUGGGAGAUGUUUGACAAUUCUCAGUAUCCCUACAACUGUUUCAAUUACGAUGGCGAUGACUAUCCGCCCUGUGGCUCCGGCGAGAGGAAGAAAGCGGCGACGCGACCUGCCUACAGUUACAUCGCUUUGAUUGCAAUGGCCAUUCAGCAGAGUCCCGGCAACAGAGUGACGCUCUCCGGCAUCUAUGAUUUUAUCACCAACAAAUUCCCCUACUACAGGUCCAACCAAAGAGCCUGGCAAAAUUCAAUCCGCCACAACUUGUCUCUUAAUAGCUGCUUCGUGAAGGUCCCAAGGUCGGAAGGGAACGAGAGGGGGAAAGGUAACUUUUGGACGUUCGCAUCGGGAUGCGAGUCAAUGUUAGAUCUGUUCGAAAACGGCAAUUACCGGAGGAGGAGGAGGAGUGUGAAAAGAUUCCAGAAAUAUCACCCCAACAGGAGCGGGCGGCCGCCGUCUCCCGACCCAGGGGCAGUGGACAGCGUGUUGCUCGGCGCUUCCUCGCACGGGGACAGGGCGGAUGGCUCUCAAACGGGGCGACUGAGCCCCGAAAUAUUCCUCGGGAACGAAAGCUCCAGCAGACAACCUCGGGACACCGGAACAGGACAGAAAACAGGGUCCGAAAUCAAAUUCAGCAUCGAUUAUAUCCUGUCCUACCCGGACCCUCUCCCCGGUCUCCGAGCUCAGGGCACCUCACAAAGCAACGAACUCCUAAUACUGGAUCAACAGUUGUGGACCGCGAACUCUCUCCAUCGUAAGUAGCGCCUUCCGCGCGUUAAAUCUGUGCCUUGCAAGCGGCAGCCGAGGCACCUUCCAACCACUCGUUUCCACUUUGUACCGUGCACCGUGACUGUGUGUCUGUCCCCUCAGCCAGGAACUUCAACCCUUCUGCUCCGGACGGACGCGAAUUCCCCUCGUUCAAUCCUUGGGACGGGAGUUAAAACAAAAAAAAGUAUCUCGGCACCGGACAGCCCGCCUAAGCAUGUUAACGCGCCCCAUUAAGUUUGUGAUAACUUGGGGACAGAGUUGUGAACCGUUUCUUUCGUGGGUUUCAGGGGAGGGGUGCCCCAGUGCAGAUCCUCGCCUUGUGCUGAGAACCAUCUAUGUAUUAACGGAAUAAAUUGA
Pristis pectinata (smalltooth sawfish) is the source of this 1485-nucleotide messenger RNA. It is a transcript of the gene foxl3, whose product is annotated as forkhead box L3. The transcript is spliced from 3 exons. Gene Ontology annotation, biological process: regulation of transcription by RNA polymerase II; cell differentiation; anatomical structure morphogenesis. Gene Ontology annotation, molecular function: DNA-binding transcription factor activity, RNA polymerase II-specific; RNA polymerase II cis-regulatory region sequence-specific DNA binding. The record is from RefSeq and is a predicted model, not a curated record. NCBI's taxonomy places the organism in Eukaryota, Metazoa, Chordata, Chondrichthyes, Rhinopristiformes, Pristidae. Bases 373 to 1122 code for a protein of 249 amino acids.